AUGUGGUAGGAAUAGAUGAAUAUCAUUCAUUUACGGCUUGUAAAGGAUUAAGUGAUUCAGCAAAUAAUGAUCCACCCACCAAUUUUUCAAACAUGAACGGCAUAGUUUUAACAUUAAAUAUGAUGCUAAAGGUUAUCUUGUUUCGGCUAAUUCUCGAGAUCCUGACUAUCGUAAUCAAUAAAAAUCCAGAAAAAGUCGCCAAUGCUGAACGCAAUCCUUAUGGCUAUACAAAAAUCCCUCAAGUACCUUGGGAAACCCGUUGGCUUUAUCAAACUUGUCCUGUUGGAUAUGAACAGGCUGAUAUUUACACGGAGGACCCAACAUUCAAUGGGUUUCAAUCCAAACCAAUCAAUAGUAAUAUUUGCCUGAAUAUUCAUAAUUUUAGAACUAGUCGAUUAUCUUCUUGUGCACAACGUGCUCAACAGGAAAUGACAAAAACGGAUGCGCCAUUUAUUUUCACUACCGUUAACAUGAAAGUUUGUUGCGACCGUCAAGUUUCUAUUACUAUUAAUCGUAGUAUUUUCCCCCAGACCCGUCUUUACAUUGAUGGAAAAAUGGUUGGUGAACGAGAACAGACUGAUCUUGGCAA
Messenger RNA from Dentiscutata erythropus, 589 nucleotides. NCBI's taxonomy places the organism in Eukaryota, Fungi, Glomeromycota, Glomeromycetes, Diversisporales, Gigasporaceae. The record is from the annotation of a GenBank genome assembly.